UCUCAGCUGCAAGAGCGUGCAUGUGCUUAACUGCCCCGCGGGCUCGUUUUCCCCAACUCCUGGUACACGUGCCAGCUUCUACGACUGGGGUUGUCGUGCUGUCAGGCAUCCUGGGUGCUUUGGUGCUGGGAAAUGCAGCUUGGCUCGCGUGUUGUCUCCGCAGGCGCAAACCUCCUCCGACUCCGCCCGCGGGCGGCUAUGGCGCCACUGAAGACGUUGAGGUGGACCGCCUUCGGAGGGACCUCGAGACUGAACACACCAGGCGCGUCAAGGCUGAGACCCUGAUUCAUCGGUCGAGCGGCGGCGGGCUACGCCCUGGCGCCUUCCCCGGCGUCCGCGACGUGUACCAGCACGUGGGGCACCUGGCGGACGACGCGCUCGCGUGGACCGAGAAAGCUUUCGCCGUCGGCGGGUCCCGCCAGGCCUGGUACGGGACGACACGGAGUGUCCUGUACAAUACUUUCCUGGUCUGCAGGGAGGAGGUGCAGCGGUGCUUGGACGAGAGACUACAGAACCUGUCGGCGUUCCUGGGCAACGACGAGCCCAUUCUGCUGUCGGCCGGCGACGAGAAGAGCCUGGACACGCAGUACGUGCUGUACGAAUGCCUCUGCAGGAAGUACCGGACGAUCGUGUCGACGGAGCCAGACCGCAUGGAUGAGCUGGCUGGGCUUAUCCUUCAGCGCUGCGGGGAGCCUGCGGACAGGGGCCUCGCCAACGAGAUUAUGUCUGGUGCCACGUGGCCUUCCUUCGAGGCUCUCAUGAAGAACUACUUGCUGGUUUUCGUCGAGAUGACCCUCCAGAAGCCCGGCAUCGACUUCGAGGACAACUUGGGGGAUAAUGUUGCGUUCGACCCGGCGGAACACUGCGACUUGGCCCCAUACUCCAAAGCACCUACAGCGCAACACUGCAGCAUUGUCUUCCCGUCAAUACGUCCUCAAGAGGCCCACCCCCACUCCAACGCCAAGAUCGGUGUUGUGCGUGUCCCCGCCUAGACCUCCUGAAUCUUGCGAUGGGGGGGUACCCAACCGCGGAGCAGAGUCGUGUUGGAGACCAGCUGACCUUGGUUGUCCUGCCGACCUGCGGUAGGAAGGCACGGGUAGUGUGCGCGGGUGGUUUUGCGCCUUUUGCGCAUGCUGCUGUAUUCCCUGUUUGUUUAUUACGGAGGUGAACGUAACACCACAGCUUGAUCCGCCGCAGUGCAGCCGACGAGGCUCACAUCAGAGCAACUGGAAGGAAAGCAGUAUUGUAACUUGUUAUUCAAUAUUUGUUUCAAGACCUGCUUCCGGAAUUUGCUACGAGAUGCGCACACGCUGUUGUUUUUGGUAACCCUCUGAGGGAAUGCUCUUCAAAUCUCUUUGCAGCCUCUUGGUAUUCUGACGUUGGUAUACGAAGGAGCGACGUCUGUGCCAUGGAGGCGUUUUUUGAAGGCAAAGACGUUGUUGCUACAAGCAGCCUUCAAAGGCGUGUAACCUAGGUUAAUACCCGAUGUUUCCAUUGUUGUUUGGAGUCUGAGCGACCUUACGCGUUGUCAUUUCGCUGGCUUGUUACUGGAAAGCGAUAUCUGCGCUUGCUCGCCGGGGCGCCACGAUUUAAGUCCGUUCGUAUCGCUGCAUUUAGCACCAUACGCAGCUGAACCGAGGGCGUGUGCGUUCCCUUCUGGUGAGUCAUCAACGAGGACAUAUUUGCCCUUCUUUUUCUGCCAGGUGUAGUCUACAAAAAAGAGAGAGUGGGGUGACCGUAGUACGAGCUCCCACUACCACGCAAAAGUUGAUUGAUGAAUUGGGUCGGAUCAAGGGAAAGUGGAAUUCGACUACGUGUCUCCUCCGCCUACACAGUUAAUUGCCCGAAAAGACUCGGGGUUUUGGCAUGUGUGUACAUGUAUAUAGAAGGCCGUGUUGUAGUGUAACUUUACGGGUGGCCAACAGACCGGGUUGUAGGGGCACUUUUGCCAACCUGAAUGAGAUUUAUUUUGGCACGAGUUGCAACCUCCCCACCUUGGGUAAUCCUCGCAAUGCAAUGAUGGCCAGGUUGUGCAAGGUUGGUCCACUACCUACAAGCCGAGUAGGGGGCAGGUUGCCGAUGGCAGCACAAGGUGUACCCUUUCUUGCAGGUUGGCUCACUACUUGCAGCAGGCCGAUCAGGGGGCAGGUUGCCGAUAGUAGCGCUAGGUGUACCCUUUCUUGGAGGUUGGUCCACUGCUUGCAAGCCGGUCGCCUAGAUACUUGGGAGUCCUGUGGUAGCGGGUUCAAUCCCCCCUGCCACUUGGGUUUUCACAUGUAUUUCUCCCUUUUUUUCUUUUGAUGCGGGCAUGAAACUCGAUGGAAUAUUUCAACUAGAAUUAUACUCGUACAGCAUCGAAUUUCCCCCGCACCACCAGCGAAGUCCAUCAUGGAGAUGAUACACAAGGUUAGCUCAAAAAUAUCCUCUCCCGACAAUAUAUCUAACCUUUUACGUUUCGCCCCCGAAGCACUGCUCUAAGAACUUACGACGCCCCUUAGGGUUCGUCAAGUAUCAACAAUGAAAAAUAAAAACGGCGAAGAGGAC
This is a messenger RNA of Ectocarpus sp. CCAP 1310/34, 2544 nucleotides long. The record is from the annotation of a GenBank genome assembly. Lineage: Eukaryota; Phaeophyceae; Ectocarpales; Ectocarpaceae.